AUGUGGCUUUUUGUGCUUAAUCAAGAUCAAACAGUAACUUCUUACACAUUUAACAAGUGUGAGAUCCAUAACAACUUUGGGAACAAAACAAAAGUUCUGUGCUACAAUCAGAAAUUGUUAGAAGUCCCAACCUAUCUACCAACUAAACUUGUGUUUUUGGAUUUAUCUCAGAACAGUAUAUCAAGUCUGGGGAAGAAUGACUUCAAGAACUUCAGCCAUUUGCAAUCUCUCAACAUUUCCCAGAAUAAUAUAAGUAAAAUUGAGGAUGGUACUUUUAUUCAUACAAGCCACUUGGAGUUUUUGAACCUUAGUGCAAAUCAGCUGCAGCUUCUCUCCAGUUUUAUGUUUGACGGGCUCAUGAAUCUUACCACCUUACUGCUUUCCAGCAAUAAAAUAUACAGGAUCAAUCCUUCUGCCUUUGCCCACUUGGAGAAUUUAAAGGUAAUUGAUUUAUCUUCAAACAAAUUGUAUACCCUGAGUGCUAUGCAUGCUGUCUUAAAUAUGGGAUCUUUAAGAGAGUUGCACAUCAAAGACAAUGGCUUGCAAAACUUAACAACCGAAGAAAUUAUCAGUGUUCCUCCAUUUCUUGAGCUGGAUGUAUCCCACAAUCCUAUUUCCCUCAUUAAUAUUACAACGCCAGUUUUGCACAGACUUUUUUCGCUUGAUUUAUCUUUUGCCAUUGCCAAUGACUCUGUUUUAUGGGAAAUAGAAGAUUCUUGCUUUCUAGGAGGCUUAAAGGCUUUUUACUUAGGAGGGAUAGCAAUGAAGCCAUCUGAAAUAUCAAAAGUGAUCCAAAUGCUGAAUUGUUCUCAGUUAGAGAUUAUCCACCUAAACCAGUUAAAUAUAACUGAAUCAGAUAAUCUUAUAGAAAAGAUAUGCCAAUGGCAGCAGCAAGUGCAAAGUCUUAACUUUCAAGGCAAUAAGUUCACAAGCAUUAAGGCAGCGGCUUUUAAAAAUUGCACAAAUUUAAAGUUUUUGAAUAUGUCAUUUAAUAAGUUGGGAUGCCUACCUUUUCGAUCACUGAAUUUGUUACAUUCCAUUUCUUGGACAAACAACAUAUCCACUCCUGUACCAAUUAUUACUCCUAAUGUAUCAUUAUUAGAAAGCCUAGAUCUUAGCUUUAAUGAAAUCAAAAAAAUUACUUCUGAAGACUUCAGAUAUUUAAAUAAUUUGAAGACCUUUUGCAUCAAUGGAAACCAGAUUGAUUUUGUCUCUUCACAUAACUUUGAUAAUCUAAGCAAUUUGCAAGAACUAAAUCUAGGGCAAAAUUCUUUAAAAGCAAUCACACAACCUUUCUCAGGAAGCCUAAAUAAACUGGAAGUGUUGGUGCUCAGGCAAAAUGAUUUGGAAACCAUAGAGAAGGGCAUUUUUAAGCAUCUUUCUUCUCUUCAGCUUCUUAAUCUGGCAGACAAUAAGAUUGACACAAUAGUACCAGGAGCCUUUGAAGGUCUGAGCAAUCUACAGAUUCUUAUUCUUGGAUAUAACAGGAUCGGUAAAAAACCUUUUCGGGGAGACAUUUUUCAAGGUGCAAGCUCUUUAGCAGACCUUGAUCUUUUUAAUAAUCGUAUCAGCUAUGAAUCCUCAAAAAUGCUUGCCAAUCCACCCUUUAAACUUUUGAGGUCUUUAAAGAAACUAAAAAUAAACAGCCAGGGUGGUAAUGGACUUAAGUAUUUUCCAGUGAAUUUUUUAGACGGUUUGGAGUCCAUUGUACAGCUCCACGCAGGCAAUUUAGCCAUUUCUUUUUUAGAGCAAGAGACAUUUAACUUUACUCCUACUCUUCAAGAGCUUGAUUUGAGCAAUAAUAACCUUAAUUCACUAAGCAAUACUUUAUUCCAGCCUAUAUCAAAGCUGAAAGAAUUGCACCUGAAUAGAAAUAAGCUGACAUCUCUCAAUUUUUUUCUCAAUGCCAAUCUUUCAAGACUGACUCUCUUCAGAGCAACUGAAAAUUUUCUAGAUGUUAUCACUGAAGAGCAAUUAAGCACGUUACCUUCCCUUCUUUUCCUAGAUCUCAGGCAAAAUAUUUUCACCUGUGCAUGUAGCAACCAAAUGUUUCUCCAGUGGUCAUUACGGAACCCUAAAACUCAGGUGCUCCAUUUCUAUGAAUAUAUUUGCGCUUUCCCUCAAGCAUAUAAGGGAAACCCACUGUGGACUUUUAACACAUCCUCUUGCUUUAUUUAUUAUGAAUUGAUCCUGUUUAUUGCAAACACAACAGCAGUUUUUUCACUUAUGCUUGUCUGCUUCUUUUAUCAAUGUAAAUUGCACCUGGUCUAUAUGUUCCAUCUAUUGCUUGCUUAUUAUAUUGAGAAGAAACAAAAAAGGAAGGGGCAAGGUACGGGAUACGAUUAUGAUGCAUUUCUUUCCUUCAACAUCCAUGAUGAAAAGUGGGUAGUGGAUGACCUGCUUCCAGUUCUGGAAAACCAAUAUUGUUGGAAAGUUUGUUUGCAUCAACGGGAUUUUGAGCCAGGACGGCCCGUCCUUGAAAACAUCGUAGAUAAUAUCUACGCCAGCAGGAAGACUAUUUGUGUAAUAAGUCGCCACUAUCUGGAAAGCGAGUGGUGCUCCAAGGAGAUACAAGUAGCAAGCUUUCGCAUCUUUGAUGACCGUAAGGAUGUCCUGGUUCUUAUCUUCCUGGAAGACAUUCCUGCUGAAUACCUUUCCCCCUAUCACAGAAUGAGAAAAUUGCUAAAGACAAAAACUUACCUCAAAUGGCCAGAAGAUAAGCGGGAAAUUCCAUUGUUUUGGCACAAGCUCAAUAUGGCUAUGAAGACAGGAGAUGGAAAAGAGGAGGAAAAUCCUCUUUUGGCUGGAUUUGUUCCUGAUGAAAUUCCAGAAAGACCCCAUUACUCAUAA
Messenger RNA from Protobothrops mucrosquamatus (brown spotted pit viper), 2850 nucleotides. RefSeq names its product toll-like receptor 13. Gene Ontology annotation, molecular function: transmembrane signaling receptor activity; protein binding. Gene Ontology annotation, cellular component: membrane. Bases 1 to 2850 code for a protein of 949 amino acids. Gene Ontology annotation, biological process: toll-like receptor signaling pathway; inflammatory response; immune response. The record is from RefSeq and is a predicted model, not a curated record. The transcript has a single exon. Lineage: Eukaryota; Metazoa; Chordata; Lepidosauria; Squamata; Viperidae.